Molecule: messenger RNA, 1464 nt
Organism: Formica exsecta
Lineage: Eukaryota; Metazoa; Arthropoda; Insecta; Hymenoptera; Formicidae
Product: serine/threonine-protein kinase fray2-like
Exons: 2
Coding region: 1-1464 (487 amino acids)
Source: RefSeq, a predicted model, not a curated record
AUGAGCGAUGAAAUAAUUUCAAAGUCCAGCAACAUUUCCUUCGUCGACGAGGAUGCGCCUAAUGCGGACAGCGGCGCCUCUCGUCCGAUCGCUUCAUGGAUCACGUCGAAGAGAUUGACAAACGCCGAGGCGGGGGACGCGUACUUGCGGAACGUGCGGAGCUUCACGACCUUUUCGGCUUCCGGUCCGUCGGCGAUUGCGAGGCGGGACUUGUCGGCGUCUAACGACGGCAAGAUGCUCAAUCAUCGGCGGGAGUCGCUUCAGCAACGUCACGCGCGACAAUCGUCCGUCUCGAGGAGAGACCAGAACGAAGAAAUCGAGAGCGCUUCGCAGCGCUACGAGAACGUGGUGCUCAGAUACCAGAAACCGAGGCCGCAGUCCAAGCGACAGAUCAGCCGGGAACAUCAGCAGCAGCAGAAUAAUAACUCGAGCAGCGACGAGAGCGUCGCGAGGAACAAGUCAAAGAGCACCAGCUCGAUCGACGCACAAUCAGUGAACAAUAUUCUGGACGAGUACGAGGAUCUUGAUUAUUGCAGAUCGUCGGAUCUUAGCGACGUGGGCAAUAUUAACGUGACCAAUUUUGAGGCGAUAAUAAUGGAUCAACAAAAGCGGCAGCAGCAACAAGAAAGAUCAAAGCUAUCCGGCACGAAAGUUCAGAUUAAAUCGAUUCCAACGAGGGAGAAGAUUCAACCAGUAUUAAAGGUGAACCAGCAGACUCAGGUGAGACAGCGUUCGCGGGACAGACAGAAGGAUUCCAGCAAAGCGCAUCAACAGGAUAAUUGCCGCGCCUCGUCGCCGACGACGAUGGAUACGAUCGACAUCGGUCGCUCGAAGAUGCCCGAGAUGUUGCUACGCAGAGGAGAGGUUCAGAAGCGGGUGGACGAAUGGCUGAAUCAGGCGCACAAUCAGAACUUUCCGUUGUCUCCUCGCGAAAAACCCCUAACAAGGUCCAACAGCAGCGCCGAACAAAAGAGCCAGCGAAGAUAUCGCGUCCAGGACUCGCGAUCGCGUUCGAUCGACGAGGCGAAAAGUAAAUUGAACGGUGGAGCCUCGUCGAGUUAUGACGAUCUGACUCGGAUGGAUCAUAAGAUGGAGCGUGGCAAGCCGGACAGAGUGAAUGUUGGCGUCAACACCAGCAGAGGCACAUACAAAGAAUAUUUGGCGAUGAGGAACAAAGUGAAGCAGCAGGAUUACGGUUUCGGUGCUCAAUCGAACAUUGCGUCGUCGAAAUCUAGCGAUUCCAAUCCGGCUUCCAGAAUCCCUCAGAGAGAGCCCUUAGGUUCGAGCUUCAGGUCUAGACGUGCCGAAAUAAAUUCGGAAGAAAAAAACUCGGCUGACGGCAGGAUUACGAAUUUAGUGAAGACAAGAGGCGAAUCUAAUUACGGUAGAACAACCAAAGCCAUCGCUGAAGCGUUCUGGGAAUGGCGCGGAUCAGAAUUGUGCGGUAGCACGUUCGCUCGUUAA